Rhincodon typus (whale shark) is the source of this 4151-nucleotide messenger RNA. RefSeq names its product E3 ubiquitin/ISG15 ligase TRIM25-like. Gene Ontology annotation, molecular function: zinc ion binding; protein binding. The transcript is spliced from 6 exons. The coding region runs from base 11 to 1651 and encodes 546 amino acids. The record is from RefSeq and is a predicted model, not a curated record. NCBI's taxonomy places the organism in Eukaryota, Metazoa, Chordata, Chondrichthyes, Orectolobiformes, Rhincodontidae.
CUUGACCCUGAUGGCGGCUGCUUUGCCUCCGGAGUGGUUGGAAGAGGAGCUAACGUGCCCCGUCUGCCUCCAGAUCUACGCCGACCCGGUGAUACUGAACUGUAAACACAGCUUUUGCCGAGCUUGUAUUGAGGAGUCCUGGAAAGAGCCAGAAUCUGGCACUUACUCCUGCCCAGAAUGCAGAGCCAAUUACAGAGAGAGGCCUGCACUGAAAAGGAAUUUCAAACUGGCAAACAUAGCUCUGAAAUACCAGGCAGUGAAUGGAACUCCAGUAGCUUUACCCUGUAACUACUGCAGUAAGAAAAAACUAACAGCUGUCAAAACCUGCCUGAAAUGUGAGGCCUCUAUGUGCCCCAAGCACCUCAAACAUCACAGGGAAAACGCUGUGUUUAAAAACCACCCCCUCAUUGAUCCCACUGCAGACAUGUCUACAUGGAAGUGCAUAGAGCACAAGAAACUGUUGGAGAUUUACUGUAAGGACGACAAAGUGUGUAUCUGCUGUCUCUGCCCUGUCGUGGGGAAACACAAGAACCAUAAUUGUGUCAGUAUCGGUGAGGGGGAACAGGAACUGCGGGACCACUUGCAGCAGCAAAUCGAAAAAGUCCGAACAAAUACAACCUCAAUCCAAGCUGCUCUUGACCAUCUCCAAACACAGAAGGAAAGUACCCAGACUCUGAUCAGAGAAACCAAACUCCAGAUUCAGGAGAAGUGUAACGCAGUACGGAAGUAUUUUGAGAAUGAAGAGAAAGAAGCUUGUAAAUACCUGGACAAGGUUCAGAGGCAUGUGACCAGGGAAAUCGAUGCGCAGAUACUUGAACUGGAAAACAAAAUGGAAGACUUUGAGAAGAAUUUGUCUGAUUUCAGUGAUCUUUUAACGAAGAACGAAAAGCUUAUUUUUAUACAGGGAUUUAAUUCAAUGGCAUUGAGAAUAAAAGCAGCAUCUGAACCACUAGCCCCACAGCCACCACCGCCUGAUGUCAACAGAAUAACAGCGGAUAAGAUAAACUGGGUACAGAAACAGUAUGAAGUCGUUUCCCAACUCGAGAGGGAUCGGGACAUAAUAGCAACUGUGUAUGGACAGACACCGACUUUGGAUGUGGAGACUGCUCAUCGCAGUGUCAUUCUGUCAGGCGAUAAGAGGGUCGCGACUGGGACCCAGUACAGACAGCCCUAUCCUGCUAACCGCAAGAGAUUUGACGCCUGGGGUCAGGUGCUGUGCUCCGAGGGAGUCAACAGUGGCCGCUGUUACUGGGAGGUGGAGAUUGCCGGAGUCCGUGGCAAAUGGGCAAUUGGGGUCUGUUACGGUAGCGUAAAGCGAAAGGGUCGGGAUAAAGAAAGUGUGCUGGGGGAGAGCAGUAAGUCAUGGAUUGUGUGCUCCGAGAGUAAUAAUAAUUUGUGGAGUUACUUAUCAAGGUCCAGCUCUGUUUCAGCCCAGCACGAUGGUAAUACCACAGACCUAGCUGUCCGAAUAUCCUCUAAGGUGGGAGUGUUUGUGGAUUUUGAUGCUGGAAUAAUCUCCUUUUACAGUGUAUCAGGCAACAAGCUAAGCCUGAUAUGUACUUUCCAGCAACAGUCAUUCUCAGAGACUCUCUACCCAGCUCUGAGAGUUAGUGAUUGGAACACGUCUCUGACUCUGUGCUCUCUCAGCUGAUUCCUUUUUCGUCUUUUUUUAAGCUUUUAUUCUUUGAAUAGUUCCCCCACAAAAAGGAAGAACAUCAGUUGGAAUGAACCAAAGUUGCUCCUGUUAACAUUAUAACCCCAAAAUAUCUUGCUAAAUUCUUCUGGACUAGUUCACUGACUACUUAAAGUAGGUUCCUUCUACCUAGAAAGCCACAGCUGAGACCUUCACCCAGCAAUCAAUAAUGCUCCGGGAAAAGUUAGAGAAGAAAUUAGGAAAAUAUCCAAAAAUGGUGUUUGUUCAAGAAACAAAAUCCAGCUAAAUAUCCCUGCUUCGACAGAAAGAAGUGCACAAAUGGGGUUGAAAUUUGUUUUGGGUGGCAGUGAAGAAUAAGCAUUAAUUAAAUACUGUCACUCCACCACCAGUUUUCUAUUCCGUUAACUUCUUCCAUUUUGUACAGACAAGACAGAGUGGAGAUUGCCCAGAGAAUAUGAGUGUUGCUUUGGACUCUCAUUGCCACAAAUUUUAGUCGCAAAUUAAGUACUGUUUUCUGUAGCUUGAAGAGGGACUCAAAAUACCACCAGCAAUGUCAUCUUCCUGUUGAAUUCCUCUUUUCUGUCACUAUUCUUAUUCAGCCAGUCUCAGUUUCUAUUACACUUGGAAUGUGGGUUCUUUUUGAUGCUGACUAUAUUGAAGAAGGUUUUUUAUGCACUGUUAUUUAUCUAGUUUAAAAGGUUUCAUCUAGCUUUCAUUUUUUUCUCAUUCAGAGGGCUGGGGUAGACUCGAUGGGUCACAUGUCUUCCUCUAUGGUUCUAUAUCCAGAAAUACAGUUACACACAAUUGUAUUUUUUUUUCAUUUUCAAAUUUCCCAUUUUUUGUUACUAUUAACCAGCACCAGAAAACACUAGUGUUUUCCAGUUGAUUUAUUUACAUGCAGAACCUGUUAAGGGCAAUGCAGACCAUAAGGUGAGGGAAAGGCACCCUGUCUCUGUGCUUUGUUAAUUCCGUGAUAGGUCCCGCUUGAAAACAGCAAAUUGGACCCAAAAUUGGCCAUGAAAGGAAGUGGAGGGACAGCUGAAGUGUUUGUGACUGGAGGCUGAUAAAAGUGGGGUUUAUAGACACUUGCCAUUAACUCUGUUUCUCCCUCCACAGAUGCUGUGAGACCUGCUGAGUUUCUCCAACAUUUUCCGUUUUUGUUCCACAUUUCAAGCUGAUAUUAUUUCAGAGUUAGUUUGAGGAGACAAAAAUUAGCCAUGUGGUUCCUAUUAGGGGAGAGGUCUGCAAGACUGUUAAAUUUUGGUACCAUUAGGAUAUGUUGGUGAUUUUAUUCAGUAGACAUAACAGGAAAGUCCUAGUUUGAUCAUAUAUGUGUGCUAUUUUAGUAGAUUUCAACUGGAUCACAUUCAAUAAAAACCAAAGUUGGCCUCAGUGCCCAGAGAUGGAAAACGAUAAGGCAUCUCGGACUGAGACCUGGUUCUGUGAACGUUGUUAAACAGGAUUAGCAAGUCAGUGUUGCUACAUCUCACAUAUUAAAAAUCCUCCUGAUACUAAUAUAGACACUUGAGAGAGCUACUGGGAAAUGAUUUAUGGAAACAGUCUCUGCAAGGAGCCAGCACAUAAGGCUGAGGAGGUAAACUUUGAAGCAAAAAGAUUAAAUUCUUCAACCAAAUAUAAUGACUGCUCAGGCACUGGGUUAAUACUGGGUACAUUGAUAGAAACCUUCUGGCUGUAUUCACUGAGCGAAGGGGAGCAAAACAAUGUUAUUUUAACCCACUUAGGGGAACACUGGGGAUUGAUAUUUAGAUUUACUUUAUUGUGCAAAAGAAAUUGUGAGGCAUUCUGUCAAUUGAACAGCAGAGGGUAGUGUUGCCUUUGUAAAAGGAUGUUGUAACAUUCAAUAUUGCUGAUUCCCCCUGAAUUACACAGAGUAAUAGUCACUGAGACAGCUGGGAAGAGCAACCAAGCUGAAUGGCAAGGUGGGAUUUUCCACUCUUUUUCCUGCCUCAUCCCCUGAAAUAAAUUAGGUUCUACCUAAAUGCAGGGUAUAUGCUAGGCAGCAGCAGUAUUCCCAUUUGAAAGGAAGCAUUAACCUUUCUGAGUUGGGAAGGCCCUGUGCCACUUCUGUAUGUCAUCAGAGAAAAAUUCGAAUGAUGAUCUCCUGGGAUAUUAGGGAAUCCAGAAUACGUUGUAAAAAUUGAGCGCAUGGAUUUGGCACUUCAAGCUCCAGUGAUUUUGUUUGUAAUUACUGUGUUGAGUUUAUUAUGGAAAAACAAUGAAGGUAUUACAGAGUUUUGGGCUGCACCAGCUGCUUUCAAUUCCAUAUAAGUCACAUAACUCCAGCACCAUAAAUACUGAUUCAUAUGACUAACAUCCCUUGCUGUUUUUAACCAUGUUUAUGGCUUGGGUCAACACCUCAGGUUUAAGCUUCAAACUGAAAAAUUGAACCUGUUGAUCUGCUCUGUAUUAACUUUAUCUUUUGUCCUGCUGUCAGAAGGAUGUACAGUGCUGUUCCAGCAUAAAACUUUCAAUCUUG